AUCGAAUCGAAUCGAAUGGAGAAGAAUCAAAUCGAACCGAAUCGAAAAGAACUGAAUCGAAAAGAAUCGAAUCGAAGAGAAUCUAAUCGAAACGAAAAGAAUCAAAUCGAAUCCAAAAGAAUAGAAUCGAAACGAAAAGAGGCGAAUCGAAUCGAAUCGAAAAGAAGCGAAUAG
Thelazia callipaeda (thelaziosis nematode) is the source of this 174-nucleotide messenger RNA. NCBI's taxonomy places the organism in Eukaryota, Metazoa, Nematoda, Chromadorea, Rhabditida, Thelaziidae. The record is from the annotation of a GenBank genome assembly.